CAGCUCUCCCGGUGGGGCUGAGUGUGUGUGUUGCCAGGGUAAACCCAGGUCUGGUGGGGCCGGCACGUGUGGGGCUGGGACAGAUCCAGCUCUCCUGGUGGGACAGGUGUGUGUGGGUUCAGCACAGACCCGGCUCCCGGUGGGGUUGGCACGUGUGGGUUCAGGACAGACCUGUCCUGACUCGCAGCCUUGGGCACCCGGCAACUCCUGAGCCUGUAACCGAGAGAUUUAUGACUCCUCUGACCUUGCAAAUUGCUGAGUCAGAUGGGGAAGGUUUUUUGCUGCGUUCCCCGGCUUUAAAAAACCCUGUAGGUUCCCAAAGCUUGGAAGCCCUCCUGCUGUGGCCCCAGCCCUGUCCCAGCAUGAAGAUCAUCCCCGGGCUGUGGCAGGAGGGAGCAGCUGGUGCUGAACGUGCUGGAGGUCAAUUCUCUGCGUCCUCCUCCCUGGGAAGGGUGCAGUAUCCCCUGCUUCCUGAAGGCAGCACAUCAGCUCCGGGGGCUGCAGCCUUGCCAAACCUCAGGGGAAUCAGGCAGAAGGUUUGGGAUGCCCAAACCCUUUUUGGGGAGCUUGUUGGAAGCUCAUGAGGGGGAUCCCCCCUCCCCUGGUGCCUGCCCAUGGGUGCACUGCUCUGCUGCACAGGCUCUGCUGCCUUCCCAGCUGGGGCUGAUCUUUGGACUUUGUUCCUUCCUGUCCUUAAUUUUCCAAGUGCAGGGAGGGGAGAGUCCUCCCUUUCCAAGGACAUGGAAGGCUGGCCUGGACUGUCCCCACCUCUCCAGCCAGACUGGGCCCAUUGCCAGCGUGAGGCCAAGGGGGUGUUAUCGGGGCUGGGCCAGCCCCAGGAGCCAGUCCCUGUCCCCCCCUUGGGCCACCACGAUUAUGGGGGGCCCUCGCCAGCCCUGUGCUGCACCGAUAGCACGGUGGAGGGGGACGGUGCCAUGGCUGAGAAGACGACACCGAGCCCCGGCGUGGGCAUCACGCCGCUGCAGCAGAUGCUGGCCUCGGGGACAGGCGCCAUCCUCACCUCCCUCUUCGUGACACCGCUGGACGUGGUGAAGAUCCGGCUGCAGGCCCAGAGGACCCCGUUCUCCAAAGUGUUGCCAGCGCAGGCAGUGCCCUGGGGCGCUCAGCCAGCCACAUGGAAGUGUUUCCUCUACUGCAAUGGGCUCAUGGACCACCUGUACGUCUGCCAGAACGGCAACGGCUGCACCGCCUGGUACAAGGCCCCCACCCACUUCACUGGCACACUGGAUGCCUUCGUGAAGAUCACACGCUACGAGGGCAUCAGGUCCCUGUGGAGUGGCUUGCCCCCCACCCUGGUUAUGGCCGUGCCAGCCACCGUCAUUUACUUCACCACCUACGACCAGCUCCGGGACUACCUUCACGCCCGGACGGGAAGUCGGGGCCCCCACAUCCCCUUGCUGGCCGGGGCCCUCGCCAGGCUGGGUGCCGUGACGGUCAUCAGCCCCUUGGAGCUGAUCCGCACCAAGAUGCAGUCCCGGCAGCUCAGCUACCGUGAGCUGCGCGUCUGCAUCCAGUCAGCAGUGGCCCAGGAUGGCUGGCUGUCCCUCUGGAGAGGCUGGGGACCCACCGUGCUGCGGGACGUCCCCUUCUCAGCUCUGUACUGGUUUAACUACGAGCUGGUGAGGUCGUGGCUCUGCAGGCAGGCCUGGCUGGAAGAGGCCACGUUCACGGUCAGCUUUACAUCUGGGGCCAUCUCUGGCACGGUGGCCGCGGUGCUGACGCUGCCCUUCGACGUGGUCAAAACCCAGCGGCAGAUCGAGCUGGGAGACAGCGAGGUGCACCCAGUCUCAGCCUCCAAGCCUUCCUCCACCUGGCUGCUCAUGCAGCGGAUCCGCGCCGAGUCUGGCACCCGGGGGCUGUUUGCAGGCUUCCUGCCCCGUGUCAUCAAGGUGGCACCUGCCUGUGCCAUCAUGAUCAGCACCUACGAAUUCGGCAAGACCUUCUUCCAGAAGCUGAACCAGGAGCGGCGGCUGCGGGGGUUGUGAGCAGGGCUGGGGCAGGGCUGUGUGUGGCCGUGCCCAGGGGACAGUGCCAGCCCUACUCCGGCCGGGAGUCCCGGGAGCGGCGAUCCACACUCAGCUGUGCAGAGCCCAAGUGCCUUCAUCCCGCACUCUGCCUCCCCACACACGGAGCCAGGGCCCCACUCCUUGUCCCAGCCACUCUGGGGGACACCUGUGCCUGCUGCUGUGACACUGGGGGGGGACAUGGAGCCCCCCACACUCAUCCCUUGGGGCUGGACAGAUGCUCCUGCUGCUGGAUUCAUGGACACUCUGGCAAGGAUGGGGUGUCCCAGGUGACUUGGCCUGGCAGGAGAUGGAGCUGGGGCUCAGGCGAGGACCAAACCCCAAACCUCAGAGCCUUCUCUGCCUGCCCGGGCCCCCCAGCCCUGCUCUGCCCAGGGGUCCAUCACUCACGCACAGCCUCCCCUUGCCGGCUCUGCAUGGGGACACGACAGGACCCUCUCCCUGCCUCUGGACCUUUCCUCUCACUGGGGAUGUCCCUGUCCCCUGCCAGACCCUGGGUCGGACAGACCCUGCGUGGGGACAGACCUCGCUGCUGCUCCAGGGGGCCGGGGGGCACUGUGGCACCCCCUGCCCUGUCCCUUCACUGCAGGGGCCUGCCCCAGCUCUGCGGGCACUGCCCCCACCUUCCCCUGGGACUCACGGGGGGAAUUCCUCUUAUUUUCUUAAAUAAAAGAAAAAUUUGUCUCAUA
Neopelma chrysocephalum (saffron-crested tyrant-manakin) is the source of this 2734-nucleotide messenger RNA. RefSeq names its product solute carrier family 25 member 39-like. NCBI's taxonomy places the organism in Eukaryota, Metazoa, Chordata, Aves, Passeriformes, Pipridae. The transcript has 12 exons. The record is from RefSeq and is a predicted model, not a curated record. The coding region runs from base 615 to 2006 and encodes 463 amino acids. Gene Ontology annotation, biological process: mitochondrial transmembrane transport.